Cooperia oncophora is the source of this 621-nucleotide messenger RNA. The record is from the annotation of a GenBank genome assembly. Lineage: Eukaryota; Metazoa; Nematoda; Chromadorea; Rhabditida; Trichostrongylidae.
AUGGCUGGGAAGUUCGAAGGCACAAGGACGAGUGAAAUAAUACCCGUGGAUCUCAAUGCAAUUAUUUGUGGAAAUUUUCUAAUGAUGCGCGAUCUUUACGAUGCAUUAGGCGAUAUUGAUGGCUCAAAAAGCUGUGCUCAAGAGGCUGAUUUGAUGAAACAGACAAUACAUCAGGUUUUAUGGAAUGAGUCAGCAGGAUGUUGGUUCGAUUAUGACACAGCCAAUAAUCAACAUAUUCGCUUGUUCAGUGACACGAAUUUCUUCCCCUCUACACGAAUACCAAUCCAGCAGUGGGAUUUCCCAAAUGCAUUCGCACCAACACAGUGGAUCCUCAUCGAAGGCCUCAGGAUAUCUGGUCAAGAAGAGAUUGCUCUACAAUUGACUGAAAAGUGGGUAAGGAAGAACUUCAACAUGUGGCGAGCCAGUGGUGGUACGAUGUAUGAAAAGUACAACGUGGUGUCGGCUUGUUACAAAAUAGUCGGUGGUGGUGGAGAGUAUGAAAUGCAAGAAGGAUUUGGUUGGAGUAAUGGAGUAAUGCUCGACUUACUCAAAACAUAUGGCGAAGAACUACACUGGACCCCGGCAGAUGAGUGCAGAUAUAGCUGUAUAUGCCUCUGGUAA